UGUUAAUAAAUAAUUCUUGGCUGCGAUUUUCCAUUGUUUUGGUUUACAGAGAAUUUCUAAAUUCCACUGCAAUUAUGAACUCGGUUCUAGUAUAUAACUUGGCAUUUUUGCCUGUAUUUCUUUCCAUAUUUCUACCAAAUAAUUUAUUCGGACCAACUAUUGUGUUUGCUCAUACCAAUACAGAUGAUGAUACUGAUGCAGUUCCUCUUGAUACCUUUGUCACGUCACGUCCUAGGGACCCACGCUCUGCCGUACCUGAAAAAUUUUACAACGCACCACAAAAUUGUAAUCCACAUCCAUAUAUGUAUCUUAUUAACCCUUCUACAUUGUGUGUCCAUAAAGAUGAGGUAUUCCUCUUAAUUCUUGUUCGCACAAUUUUUUCACAAUUUGAGCGUCGGAUGGCAAUUCGAGAGACGUGGGGAGACAAGAAAAAUUUCCGCAACGUCAGUGUGGUAGUAGCCUUCCUCUUUGGUAGAGACCAAGACCUUCACUUACAACCAUCUAUUCAUCGUGAAAGUGAGAUUUAUAAGGAUAUCAUCCAGGAAGAUUUUAUUGAUUCGUAUGAUAAUUUAACACUCAAAACUGUUAUGGCCUGGAAGUGGGCGAGGCUCUAUUGUCUACAUGCCACCUUUGUUAUGGUGAUGAAUGAUGAAAUGUUUGUGGAUAUUUUCAAGUUGAUUCCUUACUUACGUCAGAUAUCUCUGAAAUCUGAAUAUGUUGACCAUUUUGCCUUGUGUUACUACUUCCCUUGUUGUGACUUAGUGUAUCGCAGGGGCAAAUAUGCUGCUGCUAACUACUCCAGUACAGCAUAUCCUGAGUACUGUUCGGGUGUUGCCUAUGCAGCAUCUAUGAAAGUCAUCAAUCAACUUUAUCUCAUGUCUAUCGACACACCAAUGUUCAUGCCAGAUGAUGCCUGGAUAGGAGUCCUUGCUGAGAAACUUCGUCUGAAAUUCAUUGACACCGAUUAUGUUUUUGAGGGUAUUUCUGUCAAAAAUGGCAUACUGAAGAAGUUUAUGAAUCCUGACUAUCUUGGCAGUGCAACCAUGAUUGCAGUGUUGGACUAUGUAUUUCCUAACAAAGAGGCUGUCAUCAUUCGUCACUUGUGGCGUCUUGUUCUCGAUCAUCACCGGAAGUCUUUCUUACGUAAUCAAGUGGCAGUCAAAAAGAUGAAUUUAAAUACUGACUGGGAGAUACUCGAAGCAAACAAUGUCUUUUAUUUGGUUGCCUAUAUGAUGUUUGUUGAUGUGUUUGUUGUUGGGAUCAUCUUAUGCUUAUUGUUUUAUCGAAGAAAAAUCAAAUUAGGCUGCAAAGCAUCAUACCAGUGUCUGAAUUACUGACAGCCUCUUUAUAAAUCCUUCCACUCUCUACAGAAGUUCCAUAAUACAACCAAGAAGUUUUGUACUUCAAUAUAUUAUGGGUGUACUAUAUUUUAUGGCAUACAAGUCAAUGUAGUAUAUAGUGUAGACAUGUAGUGUAAACAUUCAAAUGUCUUCACUAUCUUUUCAAAUAUUGCUGCAUUUCACACGGAAAUUUUGGUCCUCCUGAGAUAUCUUGGUGUAUAAGUUGACUUACCCUUUUUCGGCUGUAAACUUAAAUCUGAAAGAUUCAACUUGUAUGCUGGAAAAUACAGUAGGUGUUUGGAGAGAAAAAUUAACCAGGACUAAAAGGAGAUGCAAAUGUUUAAUACUUUUUUCUAUUUUUAUGAAGAACACAUUCUAA
This is a messenger RNA of Octopus sinensis (East Asian common octopus), 1719 nucleotides long. Its product is annotated as beta-1,3-galactosyltransferase 1-like. Lineage: Eukaryota; Metazoa; Mollusca; Cephalopoda; Octopoda; Octopodidae. Gene Ontology annotation, cellular component: membrane. The record is from RefSeq and is a predicted model, not a curated record. Gene Ontology annotation, molecular function: hexosyltransferase activity. The coding region runs from base 75 to 1337 and encodes 420 amino acids. The transcript is spliced from 2 exons.